UUGCAUUGUGGCUUCUUCCUCCUCCAGGUGUUUCUUUCCUCUCGCCCCGAAGGAGGACAGCGUGCAUCCUCAUCUUCAACUCGUGCACCAAUUAUCGACGAAGACGAGCAAAUCAAUUUAAAUAACACUUAAAAAGAAAGAAAAGACAAAAGAAAAAGGAGGAGUAAGGGUCCCAUUACCCCCCCGUCCCCCACACACACACCCCACCCAGCCCCCCACCCGCCCCGCGCCCCGCCAGCCACAGCGGACCGACACGACGGUGCGAGCCGACCCCAAGUGCCGUUCACCGGGCGAUGCCAGAGUAAAUGCCGGGGCGAUGUCCCGCCGCAAGCAGGUGAACCCGCAGCACUUGUCGUUGAGCCACCGGGAACCGGCGCCAGCCGACGCCAAUGACGCGGCGGCGAGAUCCCCGUCGCCGGCCCCCUCCGCCGCCCUCCGGGGCACCGAGGAGCACGACCUGCUGACGUGCGGGCAGUGCCAGACCAACUUCCCUCUGGGCGACAUCCUGGUCUUCAUCGAGCACAAGCGCCGCUUGUGCCGCGGCCCCUCGCAGGGGGCGCCGGGCUCCUUCUCCGUCAAGCCCGGGGAGGCGGGCGGCGCUGCCAGCAUCCCCAUCUCCCCCCGGGGCCACGCCCUGGAGGUGGGCAGGGGUCCCCCCGUGCUGCCCGUGGAGGUGGGCGUGCAGGUGACGCCCGGCAGGGACGAGGACGUCCACAGGAGGCUGACUCCGGCCAAGGGGAUCUGCCCCAAACAGGAGAAAGGAGAUAAAGACGAGCCGUCCAGCUACAUCUGCACCAGCUGCAAGCAGACCUUCACCAGCGCCUGGUUCCUCCUCCAGCACGCCCAGCACACUCAUGGAAUCCGUAUCUACCUGGACAACCACCUGGCCAACUGCUCGCUCACCCCCCGCAUGGCCCUGCCGCCCCCGCCGGGUGCCAACGCCCUACCCCGCUCGCCGCUGCCCACCUUCUUGGGCGACGCCAACAACCCCUUCCACCUCCUGCGCAUGGCCGCACCCUUGCUCAGGGAACACCCCCCGCCGCCGGGCUUCAUGGAGACCCGGCUGCCGGCCACCCCUCCCUUUAUGAGCCCGCCGCCCCCUCCCAGGCCCCCGCUGGAGCGGCUGGGUCCGGAGGAGAUGGGGCUGCUUUCCCAGCACCCCAGUGCCUUCGAGAGGGUGAUGCGCCUGACCCCGAUGGAACCCCCAUCCAUGGACUUCUCCCGGCGUCUGAGGGAGCUGGCAGGUAACACCAACAACAACGGAGGGCCGACGCCGCCCUUGUCACCCAACCGCGUGCCACCCAUGCACCGCCUGCUAAGUCCCGCCCUCUUCCAGCCGGGCUCCAAGCCGCCGGCCUUUCUCACCUACGCCCCGCAGCCGCCGACCCCGCAGGGCGCACACGGUUCCUCCAGUCCCCCUGACACCCAGGGUCAGAACCAGUCAGCGGGGAAAUCCAAAUCCUGCGAGUUCUGCGGCAAGAUCUUCAAGUUUCAGAGCAACCUGAUCGUGCACCGCCGCAGCCACACCGGAGAGAGGCCGUACAAGUGCCACCUGUGCGACCACGCCUGCUCCCAAGCCAGCAAGCUCAAGAGGCACAUGAAGACACACAUGCACAACAAGUCCGGCUCCAUGGGCGGCUCCCCCGAGGCCGAAAACCCGGGAGAGGGAGUAGAAGGCGAAGACAAGCUCAGGGAGGCCGACGGAAGAGUCAUGGGGAUGGACAACGAGGAGGAGGAAGAAGAGGAGGAGGAGGAAGAGGAGGAAGAAGAGGAGGAGGAGGAGCUAAGGAAUGGAAGUCGGCCAGAUUCCAACCUAAGCGAGGACUCCCGAGAGUUCAACCCCAACCGGGAGAACGGGCCCAGGCAGAGUCCCAAGGAGAAGCACCUGGGAGGGGAGCGGGUAGGCGAGAGCGGCGGGGUGGGCAUUAUGCACCCGUACAACCAUCUUGACAAUCACCUCAGACUGAACCCCAACAAAAGGAGCCUGGAGAGGCAGCCCAACGGGGACGGCCCCAACGGGGGGCCGGACCCGGACCGAGAGCGGCACAGCGACAGGGAGCGGGUCAGGGAGCCGGCCGAGCCGGACCCCAGGCCCUUGAUGAACGGCAGGAUCGGCGUAUCGGAAGCGGAAUCCUUCCCGGGGCUCUUCCAGCGCCGACCCACGCCCAUCACCAGCCCGAGCCCGUCCAACAACAACAAGAGGAUCAAGAUCGAGCGGGAGCAACUGGAACUCCCGCCCGCGCUGCCGCUCAUCUCGCCGGAAAACGUCUACUCCCAACUCCUUGCCGGGUACGCCGCCUCGCGCCACUUCAUCCGGGAACCCUUCCUGGGCUUCACGGACUCGCGUCAGUCGCCCUUCGCCACCUCCUCGGAGCACUCCUCCUCCGAGACGGGCAGCCUGCGCUUCUCCACACCGCCGGGGGAGCUGAUGGAGGGCGGCAGCGCCUCGGGCCGAAGCGGCAGCAGCACGCCGCACCUCAUGCGCGGGCCGGGGCCCGGCCGACCGCCCAGCUCCAAGGACCGCCGCAACGACACGUGCGAGUACUGCGGCAAGGUGUUCAAGAACUGCAGCAACCUGACGGUGCACCGGCGCAGCCACACGGGCGAGCGGCCCUACAAGUGCGACCUGUGCAGCUACGCCUGCGCCCAGAGCUCCAAGCUGACGCGCCACAUGAAGACGCACGGCCAGUUCGGCAAGGAGGUGUACCGCUGCGACAUCUGCCACAUGCCCUUCAGCGUCUACAGCACGCUGGAGAAACACAUGAAGAAGUGGCACGGCGAACACUUGAUGGCCAGCGAGGUCAAACUGGAGCAAGCCGAGCGAAGCUAAGCGUCUCACGCGCACAUAAACAUACACGUACGCACACUCAUCUUCCCUAUUAUCCGCAAAAGUUCAAUGGAGGCAAAUGGACUCUCGUUGCUUGUUAAAGACACUUCACCUUUCAUCCAAAAAGCUUCUUCAAUUGCAAACGUGAGGUGCGGAAGCUCCACUUGGCUGCGUGUUAUUGCCCCGCCCACCGACUCCUCCCCCUGUUACGCUGCGGGUCAAAUUGCAAGUUGUUAGUAAUGUUACAGUAUAAAACAUCAUCUGCUUGGCUGAAAAAGUUGAAGUUUACAUAUUUGCAAGGAAAUGGCUCGAUAAUUAUUGUUUUUGUUUCAGACACUUUUGGGAGAUUUACACACGCCACACCGGGUCAAAUUGACCCGGUGUGGCGUCUCCACACCUCCAAUUUAGGACUCCAGAAGCCUUUUGGAUUAAAAAGUGAAAUGUUUUUAUCCAGUUGCCUCGAUUCAACUUUUGUGGACCCGGAUGACUGAGAAUCUACACAGACAUCUUUCCUAUGACUACUUGGAACAAGGGGCAUGGCCGGAUAAUCUCUCUUUACAUAUAAAAAAACAAAAAACAACAACAAAAAAAAACAAGACUGAUUGGUGUUUUUUUAAAUUUUUUUGAAAUUUUAUUUCCCUCGUCGCCUGAGAAUAUUCAAACUUUAAACCUUUGUCCGGAGCCGUUUGAGGAUUUUAGGAAUUCCAUGGAGCCUUUCUACUGUGCAAUAAUUUCUGUAUUUAUUGGAUUACUUUGUUUUUUUUUUAAGGUAAUAUUUGGCAUGUGCAGAUACAUCUUUGUGGGGUUUUUGUUCAAAUGUGCUCAAAUUAUUAUAUAUAUUUUUGGGGAUUUCUAAAAAUAAUUGGAAAGACGUCACCCUUAAUAACGAUGAUAAUUCAGUUUUGUCCUCCAAGGAAGCUUAUUAUCACGUGAGUGAGCAAAUGAUGUUUUCUAUAUGCUAAAUGCAGCAGCGGACUACAAUCCAGCCCCUCCUCUCCAGAACUGCUCAAUGUCCGCCUGACAAUAAUUGAAUUUUUAAAAAUGAAUUUAUAGAGGGGAAACGUGCGCUUAAAAAUAAGCAAAUACAGUUGCUGUAUUGCAGUCGGCCAGGACGUAAAACAAACGGGGCAAAAAAAAAAACAAAAAAAAAAGCUUGCACUUAAUGCAUUCGCCCGUGUAGGAUCGAACCACCAUAUUUAAUAUGUCCAAUUGUUAAGUUAAGACUACUUGUAAUUCAUGUGAGAAGGGAACAGUCCCGUUUGUGUAAAUAUAUUCCUUUUUUAUGGUUUGUUUUUUCAAAAAAAACUAUAUAUAUGCGCCCUGACUGUUUUCUGAACGAGGCGGUCUAAAAACAAUCAAGAAGACCAGCUGCUUGCGUCGUCAUCCCGCGCGUGUGUGUGUGUGCGUGCGUGUGUGUGUGUGUGUGUGUUAAAAUGCGUUAUUGCCUCAGGCCCCUCCCAUCUACUCCUCAUUAACCCUUCUGGUACAUUGUAGGGCAAAUUGACCCAUUUUUUUGCUACAAAACAUCUUCUGCUUGGUUGAAAAAGUUAACUUCACAUAUUUGCAAUGAAAUAAAUUGCAAUGGAGUUCAGAUUUUGUUUUGUUUCGGACACUGUGUGGAUAUCCACACGUGCGCCGAGUCAAACUGAAGCGUUUUAAAUUGUGAGAGGAGUUUUUGGGGCAUGAAACUUUUUUUCUGCUUGGCUUGGUAAGUGUCAUCGGUGGACAGAACGGCUCAAUGCUGAUAUUUGCAAUGAGAUAGAUUGUAAUGGUUUUGGCAUGAAAAUUGUUCAAUUCAAUACAAAAUGCAAUUCAACUCUUUUUGGAUGAAUAAAUAAACCAGGUCAAAUUGACCUACCUUAAAUUGUUAAAAGUAGUUUUCAGGUUUGAAAUCUCUUUGGCUUGGCUUAAUAAGCAUACAUACAUACAUACAAAGAUUAGUUUCACGUAUUACUAUUAUUAUUAUUAUUAUUUUUUUUUUUUCAAAUGUCUCUGACACUUUUUGGAUAUUUACACACCGACACCAAGUCAAAUUGACCCAUUUUAAAUAGCGAAAAUGUUUUCACGCAAUCCAAUGAUUAAAAUAAUUUGUUGACACUUGCACACGCCCCGGGUCAAACUGACUCAGUACAUUUUUUUUUUGUUUUUCUUCUGUUGCUCACAAACUAAUGUGAUAGGAGGGUUAAAACAAACAAAAAGAAGCCAUUCAGCAUAAAAAUGAACAGGGAGGCAGCAAAAUAACCACCAAAUAAUAAAAGAUUGGAUAUGAGUUAUGAUAAUGUUGAGCACAUCUGGCCGCAUGACCUUGAAGGAGGCAACCCCCGCACCCCCGCGCACCCCGACUCCCUGACUCGUUGUCAAAAUGAAAGGCAGGAGGAUGAAGAUGUGUGAGCGCUAUUGGCGGCGGGACCUUGACCAGGCACACAAGAGUCAUUCAAAUCAAAUUGGAAGCAUAUGAAAUGUGUUUUUUUGGGACAGGCAGCAUCUUCUUUUUGGGAGGGAGGCAAGACAGCGAAAGCCACAUGAAAGCAGCAGACGCCAUAUUUCAUUUGAAAACAACAACAACAACAACAACAACAACAAAACCAACAACAAAAUAAAUACAUGUCCUCGGCGUCAUUUGGAUUCCAAUAAUGGGCGGCGAAAUCCCUGAAUUCUGAUCAGGUUCUGACAUGAAUCCACACGAUAUGUUUACAAAAAUAUGCCAUCCUUGAAAUGUACUUGCAAAUAAUAAGUAUUGUUUCCUCCCUUUUUCAUUUUUGGAACACCAUAUGCAGUUUUGUGUUCUGGUGGAGGGAUUUUAAAGUUACACAAUCAUGUCAGAGUGAGGUGCCAUCUUGUUUUGUUUUAUGGGGAGAAGAAGAAAAAAAAAUCUGAAAAAAAAAAGACGACUUGCAGGGACACUUUUACACUUAAUGAGACAAUUUUUGUUUUAUGUGCGUGCGUGCGUCCUCAUGGUUGCUUGAAGGUCUUGUGAUGACAAAAAAAAAAAAAAAAAGAGAGAAAAAAAACAACAAGAGACCCCGAUUUCACUUUUCACAACUUUCACUUUGGCUCUUUGUACAAAAAUACUUUUUUUCUCGUUGCUUUUUAUUUCCGGUGGGAACGAGGGAGAGGGAGGGCGGGGAAGGGAGGGAGUGCAUUGUUGUGAAGACAAAAAACAAAACAAGUCAUCUCAGAACACCUGCUGUUUUGAGCAUAUAUGUAUUUUUGUAACGUGUUGAAAAAUCAAUACAAGAAAGCCAACACUUCAAUAAAUGUUGCAAUUGCUCUAUGAUUGAACACGCUCUGCAUUGGCUGUCAUUUUCCCUUCUUUUUGUUGUUGUUGUUAUGCCACCGAGAUCGAGUCACCGGCACGGUUCCCACGGCAACACGCGUAGGGAAAGGAGGAGGAAGUGGAUGCUUUCCGUUAGAGCGAAGCACACGUUUUUUUUUUUCCCCGAAAGACCAGUCACACCACAGCAAUCACACACACACACACACACACACACACUAAUAAAAAAUUCUAAUUAUAUUAAUUUCCUCAUGAAUUUAAUGACUCAAUUAUAAAGUCUGUGAUGCACAUUGGCUCGUUUACAACAAUUAUUUUCAUGAAUUCUUGUCACUAUGUUUACAUAUAUGACAAAACUUUAUAAGAAAAUUGUGCAUUAAUGGAUUUCAAGUAAGACACGAUUGUCAACGUGUUUCAUUUUGGCAUCAAAAGCGAGCAUAACACAGCAUAGAGCUUUUUUUUCCCUUUUCCCUUUUUUUUUUUUUAACUCUGUAUAAAAAAUAUAAAGUGUAUUGCAUUUAUGCAAUCAAUAAACUGUGCCAGAGAACACAAAAUGAUAUUUCUGCAUGUAACAAUAACAUUUUGAACUCUGAAAAAUGA
Molecule: messenger RNA, 6698 nt
Organism: Phyllopteryx taeniolatus (common seadragon)
Lineage: Eukaryota; Metazoa; Chordata; Actinopteri; Syngnathiformes; Syngnathidae
Gene: bcl11bb
Product: BCL11 transcription factor B b
Exons: 3
Coding region: 317-2830 (837 amino acids)
Biological process (GO): positive regulation of transcription by RNA polymerase II
Cellular component (GO): nucleus
Molecular function (GO): RNA polymerase II cis-regulatory region sequence-specific DNA binding; DNA-binding transcription factor activity
Source: RefSeq, a predicted model, not a curated record